GUACAACGAACCCUACAGUACGUUUAAAGUUGUACAACUUCCGGUCCAAUAUGACUGUGACAAUAUCUCCUCCACAAACCUUUGCACAAAGGGAUCAUUACAUUAUUUCUGUCACGUGGAGGAGUUCGGAUAGUUUUGCUACUGUGUGGCUGAAUAGAGAACAAAAUACGUCCAUUAUUACUAUUUGUAAUGCAUCGACUUCUUUAUGCUACGAGAAUCUUCACAUUGAAGAAAGCAGUGGCUGGGUCGAUGCAAUUGAUACACUGGUAUUUACCCCAUCAGGGAGUCAUUAUUUCAUUAGUAUUCCAAGACGAGACGCUACUGGUAAACUUGUGAGACAAGUGAAGAUGGUAGACGCUUCAGUGAAUAUAAAUGUAACGAAAAUCCGAGGCCGAACAAUUUUUCUUUCAACGGGUGAUAUUGAAGUUGAGAAGAUUGUCGGAUAUUUUAAUUAUUCCGUGUAUGUGAUAGGGAUUCCUCAAGACGAUCCAAAACAACGACACUUAUAUAGCGCGAUAACUGAUAAAGAUUCGCCAAAUUUUCAUAAAUUAAACUGUGUAACAUGUGAUAUUGACGAAAAUUGUAAAUAUAUGGAUGCGAAGUUUGGACCGACAGGGCAGUACUACAUUUUGGAAUGCCUUGGACCCGGAGUGCCUUAUUAUUCAUUUUAUGCAACACCAGAUUUACAUGUAACAUCAUUAGAAAAUAACAGUGACCUUGACAAAAGGCUUUCAGAGAAAUUAUUACCAGACAUUGAAUUCCUAAACGUAACAUUACCAGAUGGAAAUUUUGUACUCAGCAAAUUGAUUCUACCGCCAGUUUUGGAUCUCGAGGAACUCAUCCAAUACAAUGUCAUAAUUGUACCAAAUGAGGAUAUCGGCGAUCAAACAGUAACCUACAAGUUUCACCUGGGAUGGGAGCAUUUCUUGUCCAGUUUUCACAGUAUUAUUAUUGCCAAAAUAGACACAAGUGGGUCCAGAGGUAGGGGAGACAAUUGGAGAAAAGCUGUCCAUAGACAAAUAGGCGCUAGAGAGGUUGACGAAAUACUUGCUGUUGUUAGGUCUUUGAAGACUAUCACAUAUGUAAAUGAAGUUAUGGGAAUUGUCGGAAAGGGUUACGGUGGCCAUCUAGCUUUAUCAACAUUGAGUUCUGACUUCAAUAAUGUGUUGUCAUGUGGUGUUGCUGUGACACCAGUGAUAGAUUAUACAUACAUGGACAGUUUUAUCACAGAACGGUAUUAUGACAAAGGAGGUUACCAAAUAGCAUCUAACAACGAACUCAAGCUGCUGAAAAACAUCAAAAACAUUCACAGACAUGACGUAAUGCUUAUGCAUGGACUUUUAAACGAUGAAAUUCAUUUUCAAAAUACAGCGCAAUAUGUGAAAGCUUUAGUUAGUGAAAAUAUCCGUCAUGAGAUACAAAUAUAUCCAGACAAUGCGGAUUGCUUGGAGGACCCUCGUGUAAGACAGCAUGUUAUUACAAGUAUUGAAAACUUCUUUGUUAAAUGCUUUGGAAUCGAUCCCAACGCAGAACCAAACUAUUAUGUUGAAGACGAAGAAGAGGAAUAAACUUUAGAGAGACGCUUGGAAUGUGCGCAGAAUAUGAUUUAGAUAGAAUGGCAUAGGAAUGUUGUGUCAUCAAUAUGGAGUAAAGGUUUUUAGAUAAGCCAUGCAAGACAAAUUGGGAUAAAUAAUAGAGCUAAAUUUGCAUCUAUUUGAAUACGAUUUUGUUUUGUAGAAUCACAAACACAAAUGACAGUUUUAGAAGAGUUAGGAGAUAGGCAAGAGGAUAUCAGUCAGGGAUUUGAUCAGCAUUUAUAAUCAACACUUGUAUCAUACAUUUCACACCUCAUUUUGAAAUAUUUCCAUAAAGAUCAUUUCAAUUACCAUAUCACCAAGACAUGAGUUUCUUGUCGUAUGUUGUAUGUAUGUUGAUCAUUUCUCUAAGUAUGGUUUUUAUACGUUUUGUCGUAUUUUGUCAAAGACAAUACUUAAAGUUCUAUAUUACAGAAUAACUAAAGUCGCAACAUUUUUUUCUUCACGUUGCACGAAAGGUUUUAAGUUAUGCUAAAAUUAAGUUAAAGUAAAUAUUGAUAUGGAUAGGGCAUCUAAUUUACUGUAAUAAAAAUGUAUGAAUACCUGAAUACCAAUUUAUUGGCUAUACA
Ruditapes philippinarum (Manila clam) is the source of this 2164-nucleotide messenger RNA. Its product is annotated as dipeptidyl aminopeptidase-like protein 6. NCBI's taxonomy places the organism in Eukaryota, Metazoa, Mollusca, Bivalvia, Venerida, Veneridae. Gene Ontology annotation, molecular function: serine-type peptidase activity; dipeptidyl-peptidase activity. The record is from RefSeq and is a predicted model, not a curated record. Bases 51 to 1568 code for a protein of 505 amino acids. Gene Ontology annotation, biological process: proteolysis. The transcript is spliced from 15 exons.